AAACCCCCAAAUCAUGCUAAAUAACUAAACUGCCCCUGAUGUUCUCUUUGGUCCCCGAGCCUGUACUCUUUGGCAGCUGCCACCUGCCUCACGCUCCCUCCGUCCCUCUAUCAAACAAGCAAAGCUUUCCCUUCCUAAUAUAGAAGAACUAAAUCCCUCAAUGGACUAAAUGGGGUUCAUUUUCAUCGCAUACUGAAUCGACUUAUUAAAAAUGGGAUUCCACUAAAGGCAGGGUUUUCCAGUUUCUGAGGUAGGUAAUCUAAAACCUUGACUCAGUUAAAAGUGCUAGAAGAGUCUUUGCCUUGUGUUCUUGUUUCACCCAUCACAAGUUAGUAUUUUUUUUAUUAUUAUUACCUAGUCUUCUACCUAAGCAAUCCUCUUACUUGUAAAUCUUAGUCAAGGUUAGAUUUUUGUCACACAUUAUUGGCUGAACUGAGCUGGGUUUGUUGAGGGUGCAAGAAAUAAUGUGCCCAUUGCUUGUUCUUUUUAACUUAUGAGCUGGGUUUAAUCUCAAAGGAAGCAAGAGAACAUGGUUUCCUGAGAUUCCAUAUAGGUGACUGGAGUUAGUUUGAUCCAAGAAGGUUGAAGGAACGGGUGUUCUAGCAUGUUCAUUUCCUAAAAUGUCUUGGAUACACUCCCAAAUCAGGAUAAAAAAUGGUCCUUUGAGUUACCAUCAUCACUCUCUACUCUCUUCUUAUUCCUCUCCUUCCUCCUCCCCUUCAUUGCCUUACAAUAGUGAUUACCAAAAGCAACUAAACCCUUCAUCAUCGUCAUCUUCAGCUAGUAAAAUAAGCCCAGCUGUUUUGUUCAUCAUAGUUGUUCUUGCUGUUAUAUUUUUCAUAUCUGGCCUUCUUCACUUGCUUGUUAGAUUUCUCAUGAAGCAAAGGUCUCCCUCAUCAGUAUCUGAAUCCAACAGAUACCCUGAAAUGUCAGGGUCUGAUGCUUUCCAAAGACAGUUACAACAACUCUUCCAUCUUCAUGAUUCAGGUCUAGAUCAAGCUUUUAUAGAUGCCCUACCAGUGUUUCUUUAUAAGGAAAUAAUGGGGUUGAAAGAGCCAUUUGAUUGUGCGGUUUGUCUUUGUGAAUUCUUGGAACAAGACAAGUUGAGAUUACUUCCUAUGUGUAGUCAUGCUUUUCACAUAGAUUGUAUAGACACAUGGUUGAUGUCUAAUUCUACUUGCCCUCUUUGUAGAGGGACCCUUUUCACACCCGGGCUUCCAAUUGAAAACCCAGAUUUUGACUUUGAAUAUCCGAGGGAAGAAAAUAUUUUAUCAAGCAAUGGCGGAUAUGGGGUGUCCCUUGGUCCAAAACCAGCAGAGAAUGACAUUGGAAAGAGGGUGUUUUCUGUAAGACUAGGCAAAUUUAGAAGUUCAAAUGAUGGAAGAGGAGAAGGAGAAAGAGAAGGAGAGGGUGUAUUAAGAGGAGAAGGAGAGACCAGUCGCAGUAAUUUGGGUGCAAGGAGAUGUUACUCGAUGGGGUCAUACCAAUAUGUGGUUGCUGAUUCAGACUUGCAAGUGGCUCUAUGCCCCAGCAGAGGAUGCAAUGGUAGUGCUAGAAUGAAGCUUGUGAAAGGGAGAAGUGGACAAAAUGGGAAUUCAUCAAAUGAUGGGGAUGCAGAGGGAAAGAAAAUCAACAUGAGAAGUAAAGGUGAAAGCUUUUCUGUUUCCAAGAUCUGGCAAUGGUCGUCUAAGAAGGGUAAAUUCCCAAGUUCUUCAGAUCCUAUAGGCUCUUCCUCUGUUACUGUUGGCUUGCCAUGGACUGAUAGUAGAACUCAGGAAAGGCAUGUCAGACUGGCCGAGUAUCCCAAAAAACAUGAAGCGCAGUGCAGAGGAGUGACAUAAGAUGACUGCAAGUGAGGCAAAAGACAAAGUGAUGCAUGAGCAUGACAGGCGUGAGGGAUUUGGUGAGCCAAGAGAUAAUAAUAAUAACUGCUCCAUGAGAGAGAGAGGCACGCAAGUCAAAACUUGUAUGAAUUCAUUAUCGGCUACAGAUGUUGUAUGAUUGACAACAAACGUGCAUGGGCUAUCGAGCUUUGGUGGAAGAAUCCAAGGUUUCUUUUAUGCUAGUUUCCUUUCUUUUUCCUUGUGCAUCUAUUUUGCCGAAUAGACUUCAAGUCUAAGUUAGUGUCCCUCCCUCCUCGCUGAUACCAAAGCACAUGCGCCUCCUGCGCCCGCUCUUGGGAGAUAAAAGAGUAAGACCACCCAACACCCAUGUGCAAUUUCUAUAACAAAUCAAUUGUUCAACUAUUAACAUUUCAGCUUUGGUCUA
Theobroma umbraticum is the source of this 2268-nucleotide messenger RNA. RefSeq names its product RING/U-box superfamily protein. The record is from RefSeq and is a predicted model, not a curated record. Gene Ontology annotation, molecular function: ubiquitin protein ligase binding. Lineage: Eukaryota; Viridiplantae; Streptophyta; Magnoliopsida; Malvales; Malvaceae.